Carica papaya (papaya) is the source of this 2071-nucleotide messenger RNA. NCBI's taxonomy places the organism in Eukaryota, Viridiplantae, Streptophyta, Magnoliopsida, Brassicales, Caricaceae. The record is from RefSeq and is a predicted model, not a curated record.
AUUCAAAAUGCGCUGAAGCAGGCAACCAUUGAUAGCAACUCACAAGUUGGCUCCAUAUUCCACAUUUUGCAAACAAAGGAAUCACCACCAACCUACUUCAAUACAAACAAAUUUACAUCUGCAUUUCAGGAAAUUGUAGAUGCAUAUGGUGUCGCGAAGUAUCGAGAAACAAAUCCUGGUGUUUACACAAUUAUUACAUUCCCUUUUCUUUUUGCUGUCAUGUUUGGUGAUUGGGGCCAUGGUAUAUGCUUGUUGUUGGCGACAUUGUACUUCAUAGUAAGGGAAAAGAAAUUUUCCAGCCAGAAGCUUGGAGAUAUAGUAGAAAUGACUUUUGGGGGUCGUUAUGUGAUUAUGAUGAUGGCACUGUUCUCAAUCUAUACUGGAUUAAUAUAUAAUGAAUUCUUCUCCAUCCCUUUUGAACUAUUUGGGCCCUCUGCCUAUGGAUGUCGUGACCCUUCCUGCAGGGAUGCUUCUACAGUGGGUUUAACCAAAGUGCGUGCCCCUUAUCCAUUUGGCAUUGACCCUCGGUGGCAUGGUACUCGGACUGAAUUACCAUUUCUUAACUCAUUGAAGAUGAAGAUGUCAAUAUUGUUGGGCGUGGCUCAAAUGAAUCUAGGAAUUAUUUUAAGCUAUUUCAAUGCAAAAUUCUUCAGAAAUGAUUUAAAUAUCUGGUACCAAUUUGUUCCACAGAUGAUAUUCUUAAACAGCCUGUUUGGCUACCUUUCACUCCUCAUAAUUGUGAAAUGGUGCACUGGUUCACAAGCUGAUCUUUAUCACGUAAUGAUAUACAUGUUCCUCAAACCCACCGAGGAUCUAGGAGACAACCAGCUUUUUUUUGGACAAAAGUUUCUUCAGAUUUUGUUGCUGCUUUUGGCCAUUGUUGCUGUUCCAUGGAUGCUCUUUCCCAAGCCUUUUCUUUUGAAGGAGCAACACGAAGAAAGACACCGUGGUCAAUCCUAUGCAUUACUUCAUAAUUUUGAUGAUCCUCUUGAAAUGGAGCCUUGUGAUGAUUCCCAUAACCAUGAGAAAUUUGUGUUCAGUGAGAUCUUUGUACAUCAGCUUAUACACACCAUAGAGUUUGUACUUGGAGCUGUCUCCAACACAGCUUCAUAUUUACGUUUAUGGGCCCUCAGCCUUGCUCAUUCUGAGUUGUCAAGUGUGUUCUAUGACAAGGUUUUACUUCUUGCCUGGGGGUUCAACAAUGUCAUCAUUCUUAUUGUUGGUAUUGUUGUAUUUAUUUUUGCGACUGUGGGUGUUCUACUAGUAAUGGAAACCCUAAGUGCGUUCUUGCAUGCAUUGCGUCUUCAUUGGGUGGAAUUCCAGAACAAGUUCUACGAGGGUGAUGGUUAUAAAUUCCAGCCAUUUUCAUUUGCAUCACUCAAGAGGAUGAUGAAUGUUGUGUUGUUUGAAACUUGAUUACAGACUUAAAUAUGGGAAAAAAAAUUUGAUCGAGGUAAAUUUAUUACAGUAUACGAAUAUAAUCAAGGCAAUGCUUUUGUUUUAGAUAAUAGAUAUUUGGGAUGAGAAAAUGAAGUGGCAGGCAAGUGUUCUUUUCCACGAGUCUCUGGUUUUCUCUGCCAAGUGUUUGAUUCUUCAUACAUAUAAGGACCCUUACAGGCCGGGUUGCUAAUGUGUAUGCCGCACAUCUUUGUUAUUGGGGUUUGAUUAUGCAAGGUGUAAGGAAGCUGUAUUUUUGGGAUGAGAAAACGAAAGAAGUGGCAGGAAGGUUUGGUAGGACACAACUCUUCAUACAAUCAGGAGGCUUACAGUCUGGGUGGCUAACGUGUAAGCUGACGGAUCUUUGUUAUUGCUGAUUUGAUUAUGAUCAGGUGUAACAAAGCAGCAUAUCAGGUUUAGAAGAAAGUUUAUUCUACUGUAGAGCUCUUUGAAGUUAAUUUGUCAUUUUAAGUAUAAAUAUUUAUUAUGAUUAACAUUAGUAGAGAAAUCAUGGUGAAAAUGAUAUUAAAUCCGACAAAAGAGGCGCUGAUGCUUCUUUCAAGAGAGUUAUGAUGUCUUGCGAUAAAUUUAACCUUUUUUUCAGGUAUGUGAGAUGGAAACUUGGCUUGGUUUA